Messenger RNA from Acanthoscelides obtectus, 2606 nucleotides. NCBI's taxonomy places the organism in Eukaryota, Metazoa, Arthropoda, Insecta, Coleoptera, Chrysomelidae. The record is from the annotation of a GenBank genome assembly.
UGUAUGUAAGUGUAGCGGGAACGUAAUAACUUAAUACUGCAUGAGGCCACGGAUUUCUCUAUGUUCAGUUAUGCGAGAACAAUAUUGGCGUGCGCGAAUAAGGCACGGGUUAUCAGCUGGUUAGAUAAAAAUGACCGGGUUGUAUGGCUGCCGGUUAUGGGUAACUAAUAGUUGGAGUUAGUGGUGUAUCAUUACUCGUUCGUUACUUCGAACUUCACAGAUCUUGCCGAUUGUAUUUCAUUAAAAAAUUAUGGAUUCGUCCAGGCGGUGCAGGGAGCAGUGGAGAAGCGGACUCUGAGAGUGCAGCUUCAAAACGACGAAGGAGUAGGACAAAUUUCAACAGUUGGCAACUUGAAGAGCUAGAAAGGGCCUUUAUAGCUAGUCAUUACCCCGAUGUAUUUAUGAGAGAAGCAUUAGCGAUGAGACUGGACUUGAAAGAAAGCAGGGUAGCGGUAUGGUUCCAAAACCGUCGCGCGAAAUGGCGCAAGAAGGAGCACACCAAGAAGGGUCCCGGCCGACCCGCCCACAACGCGCAUCCGCAGUCCUGCAGCGGUGAGCCGAUUCCACCUGCGGAGCUGCGAGCACGGGAACGAGCACGCAGACGCAAAAAACUUCAGAAAGCGCUGGAGAGGCAGGCGAGGAAGCUGCGUGCCAAGGGGAUUGCGGUGGAUCUGGUGGCGCUGAAGAGGGAGUACCUGGCACAGAGGGGAGGAGAUGGCGCAGACAGUGAUAGUGACAUUGAUGUGGUAGGAGAUUCGGGGGCGGAGUCAGAGAACUUCAACGUCAGCGAGCACAGUAUGUACAAUUCCUCGGUGUCUGAGUCAGGCGUAGACCUGACAGCAGAGCCACAAGACGAGAAAAGUAGAAGGCCUAACCCGUUCAGUAUAGAGUCAUUGCUGAACAAUAACACCUGAAAUGUGCCGCGAUCAAGCAAAGAAUCAGUGCAAUAACGUUGUAGUUAUUAGGUUGAGUGAAUAGUGAUUGAAACGUGGAUGAUAUCUCUUUAGAAAUACUUAAUUUGUCUUGCAACUGCCUCUGAAGCAAGUUCUAGAAUGCAAUUUCCGUUUUUACCAAAACAUUAUGUUAAUAGAGUAUUUGACAAGUGAAUAAUUCCUAAAACAAGCUUAAUUAUGAGCAUAAUUUUAGUGAUCUCUUAUUUCAGGAUAUAGGGUGACAAACUUUCGGUUGUACCUACUCUUCCGUAGAAAUCAUAUUUCUAAUCGAUUUUGUUAUGAGAAUACCCACCCAGUAUGUUUGCAUUAGUAGGCUAUUUAACAGUAACAACAUGUCGAUACAUGUUGUCAUGCUACAUGGAUCUGUUGUAUUAACUUUCUUUAAGCGUUGACUGGAUAUUUUUUUUGAAUUGCCACUUUUUAAAGAUCGAGGCACUAUUUGUCUUAGAAUACCCUGAGUUAUCAGAGUUAAAAUUUAGCCAGGUGGUUUUUAACACUGCAUCUGCAACUUUUUAAAUUGUAUCAUGUAAUACGUACGAAAAACAUAUCUCGAUAUCAUCUACGUUCAAUAUAUAGGUACUGUAAUAUUUAUUGUUCCUGUAAAUAUAUAUUUUAAAUAGUCCCCUGUAUAUAGCGCCCUGAACAUUCCAGUUUUUGUUUACCUAAUUUAUUAAUGAACUAUGUUUAAGUAUACAUAGUACAGCAAUACGUCGAACAAGUUCAAAAUCCUUUAGACUAGACUUAUGUACUAUCAGUGGCUGUAUAGUUUGAGUCGAACCACAAAAGAUGAACAAAGUUAUUCGUUGCACCAAGUUUCUACGGGGUACGUUGACUGACUAACGUUAUGAAAACUAUUAUGCGCAUGCAAUCAGACUCUCCUAUUUACUGUUUAGUUUUUAAUAAUAAAUGUUUGAAACUACUCAUUACAGUGUCACCUUUGAGAGCCGAAUGUAUAGUCGUUCCUCGUUGCCUUCUUAUUCUGAGUACGCCUCAGUUGCCUUGACAAUUUGUAGUGGCGGGAGGGCUAUCAAAUAUAUCCCUCAAGAUUUUCCAAAUUUCAGUUUUCAAAGGUUUCGAGAUUUUUUAAAGGCAAUUAGAACGGUUCGGUUCCAAAAAGGCAGCUUCUUCCCUAAAGCAUCUGAUGAGUUGUCAUUUUGAAGUAUCAAGGCUGAUAAUGCAAGAAGGACUUCCGUACAAUAGAGAAGCCUUAAGUAAAUGGACGACUAUUCAUAUGAGAUUAUGGAAGCAGAACACUUUUACGUCUAUGUGGGAAAUACUGAAUUAUAUAUAAAUUGCUUAUUUAACUAUCCAGACAAUAAGACUUAUAAGAAAUCGUUAUAGACACCUUUGCUACCAGUUAUACUAUCGUAUAACGUCAAGACUCUGUAGAAAUUUGAUGUAAAGACAUAACAAUCUAUUGUAAUCAUAGCUUCUCCACUGGGCAAUGAUGCAUUUCAUUUUAGUUAUGAAAUUCGUUAACUGUAUUCCAGAGAAUAAAUAACCUUAUUUGUGUAGUUAUUGCUUAUACCUACAUAUUUAAUAAUUUUCUGUGAUUUACUAUAAUAGUUAUACAACGAAACAGUGACAGUAGUGGAUACUGUUAACGAAUUUCUAUUCAAUAUACAGAAACGUACUCCUUUGAGUGAUCUGCAG